Truncatella angustata is the source of this 1311-nucleotide messenger RNA. RefSeq lists its product as uncharacterized. Lineage: Eukaryota; Fungi; Ascomycota; Sordariomycetes; Amphisphaeriales; Sporocadaceae. The record is from RefSeq and is a predicted model, not a curated record. The transcript is spliced from 3 exons. Gene Ontology annotation, molecular function: FMN binding; oxidoreductase activity. Bases 1 to 1311 code for a protein of 436 amino acids.
AUGACGGCUCCGCCACGCUAUACAUCCGAGCCAGCGGACCGCUCUCGGCUAGCAGAGCCGCUGACUUUCCACUUCUCCGGCCGCACCGCGCCGAAUCGCUUUAUGAAGGCGGCCAUGACGGAACAGCUGUGCACCUACGACCCGCAGGACUCGGAGAAGAACGGCAUGCCAACAAAGAACAUCGAGCGAGUAUACGAGCGAUGGGGGCGCGGCGGCAUCGGCUUGAUUCUCUCAGGCGAUGUGGGCAUCAGCCUCACUAACCUCGAGUCCGUUGGCGAUCCAGUCAUUCCUCCGGAUGCGCCCUUCUCCGGGCCCCGCUUCAACGGAUUCGCAGCCAUGGCGCGCGCUGGCAAGGCCCAUGGCUCCCUCAUGGUGGCCCAGGUGGCCCAUCCCGGACGACUUUGUGUCUUUGUCGACUCGCCAGUGUCGUCCUCGGAGGGCCAGGUUAGCAAUGACGGGCAGGGCGACGGCAUCUACAAGUACCCAAAACCGCACGCGGCCACGCUCGAAGAGAUCCGGGAUCUCAUCAAGGCCUUCGGACACGCUGCUGAAUAUCUGGCCAAGGCCGGUUGGGACGGCGUAGAGCUGCACGCCGCCCACGGCUUCCUCCUGGCCCAGUUUCUCAGCCCCAAGAUCAACAAACGCACUGAUGAGUACGGUGGCAGUAUGGAGAACCGCAUGCGCUUCAUACUCGAGAUUGGUCGCGAGAUUCGCCGACGCACGCCCCCGGAUUUUAUCCUAGGCAUGAAGGUCAACAGCGUUGAGUUUCAAGACACGGGCUUCGUCACUACCGAGGCGCGCAUACUGUGCCAGAAUCUGGAGCGGGAGACUUUUGAUUUCAUCGAGAUCACAGGCGGCACAUACGAGAAGAUUCUCAUGUACCACGGGUGGCGCGAGAGCACCAAGAAGAGGGAGGCCUUCUUCCUCGAUUUUGCGGAGCAGAUCGUGCCUGGCCUCACGGGCAAGACCAAGGUUUAUGUCACGGGAGGAUUGAGGACGAUCGGUGGCAUGGUCCGGGCUCUCGACUCGGUCGACGGGGUCGGACUCGGCAGGCCUCUGUGCGAUGAGUGGUUCCUGUGCAAGGAGCUUCUCGAGGGUAAGAUCGACGGGGCCACCAUUCCGGGCAUCCCCCAGACCGACUUUUGGCUCUUCUUGAUGGCGGGGAACAGAAACAUGCGACUGGAGGUGGUGGAUGAGCUCAGGGCGAGCUAUCCCGACUGGGUCGCCAACAAAAGUACGGAGAAAGAACUCGGUCGUUAUAAGCUCAUUGACGAGCCUUAUAUUGCGAAAACCUUCACGACGUCGACCUGA